CAAUUUAUAAUUAGAACUUUAUACUUACUCUUUUUUCCUAAAUUUGCUUUGGGCGCUUCACGCCAAAAAAAUAAUUUUCAUUUUUUCUUUCAUCAAUCUUAAUUAAAAUCUCUUUGGCGAUUUACGCCAAGGGGGGGCAGUAAUGUUAACGUACCCUUAAAUAAAAUCAUCGACGAAAUAAUGUUUGGCAUCACCAAAUAUUUUUUCGUCGAUGAUUUUGUGGCGGGCAGUUGGCUGCCCUUCCUUUCUUUUUUUUCUAUUUCAACCAUUCAAUCUUGAAUGGCAUUCUUUCUCGAACAUUCAUCGGCACAAGUUCGCCCCAUCUUUUUUUUGUUUGUAAAAAAAAUUAAAUUAUUAAAAACCCAACAAUUAAAAUAAAACAGAAAGCAUUAACAAAAAAUUUAAAUAAAAGUUGUUUUUAUUAAACAAGAAACAAAAGGGAUAAGAACAACACAACAAGAAGAGAAAUAAAAGAAAAAAAAAAACAACAAAAAAUAUAACAUCCAUCAUCAAGUCGAAGUAGCAGUCGCAGCCGAAGCCGCAACCACCAUAAGUAAGUCGUUCUCGCAACCCAGGUCUGAUUCUGGUCAGAACAAAUAGUUUAUUUUUAAUUUUGAAUUGAAAUUUUUUGCCGGACUGCGAAAGUGCGAGAGUGUAACGUUAGAAAAUGGCGUCACUUUUUUGUGGUGGCUGCCAUGGUUCAUCGAUCUAUAAGACGUUAUCACGUCAAAAAAAAAAAAACACCCUUUCACUCAAGACAAUUUUAUAGUUUCUUUAGAUUCUUAGUUCUUAUAAACAAACCAAACUUUUUCAUCAAGUUUGAAAAAUUAACCAAAUUUAUGUCAGCUUUUAUGAUACCUUUCUCACACAUAAUUCAACUCAUCAAAAAAAAUGGGUGUAUAAGAGGCUGUGGAACGUGUGAUUCAGUGAUGCACUUUAUUAUUAAAAAUCAAAAGUUUUACUCAAAAAUAGUUUUCCUUUAAAUAAAAAUAAUUUCUUGCACCAGGUAAUACAAUUUAGACACUUUGGCAUGUUUACAAAAAGAAAACGAAAAAAGUUUCUAAAAAUACCUUUUUGGCAUAUUUGUUGCAUCUAUACAACAUAAAAACAUUGCUGCAUUGUUUAACAACAAUUGUGGGGAUUUUUUCUUGUGGUAAAGUUCUAUCACGAUUCACGAUUAAUUCUAAGCGACGACGACGACACUACGCUGCAUCGGAUGAAUUGGGAUGUAAAAUUAACAUUCUUGACUUGAUAAUGCCAGUGAAGAAAUAUGAUAUUCAGCUAUCAGAAAAGAGAAACCAAAUCCCAACAAAAAUUCCUACACAUAGAAAACUCGAAGAUGAACCUCCUACGAAAUGUACUGAGAGCAACAAAAUCACUGAAGAUGACUGUGCAAAAAAUCUCAAAUAUUUUCAAUUGUAUCGAUUUUCAACAAUUACCGAGAAGCUUCUUAUCGCACUUGGUUUAAUACUAUCGACACUUUCUUCCUUUGGAAUUCCAUAUUCUCUGGUGAAUGGUGGUGAAUUUCAUUUGCUACUAAUCGAAAGGCACACUCGCACAGGAACAUCAUCCGAAACGUCGAUUUUGAAGUUAUUCGGAGGUGGAAGAAUAUUAACUAAUGCAAGUAAAGAAGACAACAUGUCAGCACUCAAAGAAGAUGCUUUAGCAUUUUUUAUAGCAAGUCUUAUAGGAGCUAUUUUGGAAUGGAUUUUACUUGCUGCUUCUGUCGAUAUUUUUAAUAGAAUCGCUGUUAAACAGAUCAAUCGGAUACGAAAACAAUUCCUUGCCUCACUUCUUCGUCAAGACAUAUCCUGGUAUGAUACAACUUCGGACAGUAAUUUUGCCAGCAAAAUGACAGAAGACCUUUCAAAACUGAAAGAAGGAAUUGGAGAAAAAGUUGCCAUAUUCACCAAUCUCAUUAUGAGUUUCGUUAUUACCAUGAUUUUGUCAUUUUUCUUCAGUUGGAAUCUAAUUCUCAUUAUAAUGAUUUGUUGUCCCAUUAUCAUCAUUUCAACAAUUUUUGUUGAAAAAAUUCAAAGCACCCUCACAGAGAAAGAACUGAAAAGCUAUUGUGAAUCAAGUUCAAUUGCUGAAGAAGUGAUCGGUGCAAUUCGAACAGUUUUUGCAUUUAGUGGAGAAAAGAAAGAAAUUGAUCGCUAUAACCAGCAAUUAGUAUCAGCUGUUAAAGCUGGCCAUCGUAAAGGUCUCUAUUGUGGAAUAUGUGCUGGGACCAUGUGGAUUGUAAUUUACAUUUGUUUCUCUAUGGGUUUAUUCUAUGCAGCGAAGUUGGCAAUUUCCAAAGGAAGUAAUGAACCUCCAGCAGUUUUAUUGGCUCUAUUAUUGGGCAUUAUUUUAGAAGCUCAAAGUGUUGGUUUCGCAAUGCCACAUUUGGAAGCAUUUGGAGUAGCAAAAAGUGCUGCCAAAUCGAUAUUUUCAAUAAUAGAUCGAAAGACUGCUAUUGAUCCUUUCAGUGAAGAAGGUUUAAGGCCUGAGAAGUUCAAGGGAACAAUUAAGUUUGAUAAAGUUCAUUUUAAGUAUCCAUCUCGAGCGAAUGUAAACGUCUUGAGAGGUCUUACUGUAUCAAUUAAAGCUGGUCAAACAGUGGCUUUUGUUGGACCCUCCGGUUGUGGGAAGACCACCUGUCUUCAAUUGCUUCAAAGAUUCUACGACCCUGAAGAAGGGUCUGUGGAGUUGGAUGGAUUCGAUGUUCGAAAAUUAAAUAUAGGCUGGUUGAGGUCUCAAAUAGGAGUUGUAGGCCAAGAACCUGUACUGUUUUCAGCUUCGAUCGAAGAAAAUGUUCGAUACGGAAAUCCUUUGGCUACUUUUGAAGAUAUCGAAGAAGCUUGCAAACAAGCUUAUUGUCAUGAUUUCAUAGUUAAACUUCCUAACGGGUAUCAAACAAUGGUUGGAGAAAAAGGUUCUACACUUUCCGGAGGUCAAAAACAGAGAAUAGCUAUAGCUAGGGCAUUGGUUAAAAAUCCAAAAAUAUUACUUCUUGAUGAAGCCACUUCGGCACUCGAUCCAAAUAACGAAAAAUUAGUACACAAAGCUCUAGAAGCUGCUCGAAAAGGUAGAACAACUCUUAUGGUAGCUCAUAGACUUGCGACAGUUAGAAAUGCAGACUUGAUUGUUUUUAUUAAGGACGGGACUGUCAUGGAGCAAGGAAGUCACGAAGAACUGAUUAAACUAAAAGGCUUUUAUUUUGGAUUGAUGAAUGCCUCGGAAAGAAGCUACGAGACUUGGAAGCCCCAAGAAAAAGAGUCAUCAACUACGCCAAAGAACCUUGAUUCGGAAGUUUUAGAAAAAGUUAAGCUUCCAGAAAAGGAAACUCAAGCCGGAAGCAAGUACUUCUUCAAGAAAUUUGUGAACCUCAAUUCUCUAGAAUGGAAAUACCUCUUCGUUGGGUCUUUAUCUGCCAUAUUACAGGGAUCAACUGGAGUAGUUUGGGCAAAUUACUUUGGGGAAUAUAUUGGGUUUCUGUCCAACAUAGAUAACGGUUUUGAGGAGAAAUCCAACACCAUCGUCAUGGUUUCGAUUGGAAUUGGAAUCCUUGCUGGUUUGGCUAGCUUUCUUCAGAUUUAUAUGCUGAAUAUAGCUGGUACAAAUCUUACGUCAAGACUCCGACAGAUGGCGUUCAAAUCGAUUGUUUCACAGAAUGUGGAAUACUUUGAUGAUCAAAAAAAUUCUGUUGGAGCUUUGUGUUCCCGUUUGAGUGGGGAUUGUUCCAGUGUUCAAAGGGCUACUGGAUCACGACUUGGAAUAGUGAUUCAAUCAGGUGCAACACUUAUGAUUGCCACAAUUAUGUCAUUGGUACUUUCUUGGAACCUUACCUUAGUCACUCUUGUAAUGAUUCCUUUUGUAAUUGGUUCGAUUUUAUUUGAAUCAAAUUACACAGAGAAAAGUUCUGAAGACGAAAGGUUAGCUAUGGAAAAGGCUUCUCAAAUUGCAGUCGAGUCAGUAGCAAGCAUACGAACUAUAAAUAGUUUGGGCCAGGAAAAGUAUGUUUUGGAACGAUAUACCAAGCUGAUUGAUUUAGCUGAUGAAGCUUCAAGACAGAAAACCCGUUUCCGAGGUAUUGUUUUUGGAUUUGGAGAUGCGGCACAAUGUAUCGUCUUUGGUAUAUCACUGUUCUAUGGUGGUUUAAUGGUUGCAGAUGGUAAAAUGGAGUUUAAAAAUAUAAUCAAAAUUUCUGAGGCCCUGCAGUUAGGAACUUGGAUGUUGGGACAGGCAUUUGCCUAUGCGCCGGAUUUUAAUGAAGCUAGUAUAUCAAUGAAAAGGCUUCUGAAACUUUUUGACCUCACCUUAAAUCGAUUAAACUCGCCGGAGAAACGAAAGAUUGAAAAUUCUAACAAACAAUUCGACAUCAGUUACAAGAAUAUUGGUUUUCACUAUCCAACUCGAAGAAUGAAUCCAAUUUUGCAGGAAUUCAACCUCAAGAUAUCGAAAAACUCUACCGUAGCUUUAGUUGGUCCAUCAGGUUGUGGGAAAUCAACUUGUAUUCAAUUAUUACUUCGUUACUAUGACCCCACUUCUGGAUCUUUAACCUUUAACCGAGUGCCAACACAUGACUAUCAAAUUGAUACUCUUAGAUCACAAAUUGGUUUUGUAUCUCAAGAACCAGUACUUUUCGAUCGGACUAUAGCCGAAAAUAUUGCAUAUGGUGAUAACUUUCGUGAAACCAUUCCAAUAAGUGAAAUAAUUGAAUCAGCUAAGAAGUCGAAUAUUCAUGAUUUUAUUGUAAGCUUACCACAAGGCUAUAGUACGUCACUUAGUAGCAAAGGAUCUCAACUUUCAUGUGGACAAAAACAACGAAUAGCUAUAGCUAGAGCUUUUAUAAGGAAUCCUAAAAUAUUGAUAUUGGAUGAAGCAACAUCUGCAUUGGAUAUGCAAAGUGAAAAAUUAGUUCAAGAGGCUUUGGAAGGGGCUAGUUGUGGAAGAACUUGUAUAAUGAUUGCACAGAGAUUGGCGACGAUACGAAAUGCAGAUAUGAUUUGUGUAGUAGAAAAUGGGCGGGUAAUUGAACAAGGGACACAUGAGGAACUUGUUCAAUUGAAAGGCAGUUAUGCAGAACUCUUGAGUUUGCAGCAAUAAAAAUCUUUUUUUAAGAAUAAAAGCUU
Messenger RNA from Episyrphus balteatus (marmalade hoverfly), 5117 nucleotides. RefSeq names its product multidrug resistance protein homolog 49-like. Bases 1255 to 5091 code for a protein of 1278 amino acids. NCBI's taxonomy places the organism in Eukaryota, Metazoa, Arthropoda, Insecta, Diptera, Syrphidae. The record is from RefSeq and is a predicted model, not a curated record. Gene Ontology annotation, cellular component: membrane. Gene Ontology annotation, biological process: transmembrane transport. The transcript is spliced from 11 exons. Gene Ontology annotation, molecular function: ATP binding; ABC-type transporter activity; ATP hydrolysis activity.